Molecule: messenger RNA, 3393 nt
Organism: Myodes glareolus (Bank vole)
Lineage: Eukaryota; Metazoa; Chordata; Mammalia; Rodentia; Cricetidae
Source: RefSeq, a predicted model, not a curated record
UGGUAAGGGGGCCAUCAGAUUCCAAAGGCAGACUUGGUGACUCCAAGCCACUACCAAGAACCGCUGGAAGCUGCUGGGCGGAGGAAGCCGCUGUCAGAGCUCUGUUUUUAGUUACAGUCUCUGGUGGCCAACUGAAGCAAGAGUUGUAAGCGGUGAAAGUCGGGGGUCAGUUUCCAAGUGCAGCCCUCAGGUUUUGGCCUCUCCGGGGCAGUGAGGCACCUUCGUCUCCCACCUCCUGGCCCACUCAAUACUCUCCUGGAUAUGUCCACGGGCUUUCACCAGGACGUUCUCACAUCUGAAACCAAUACCUGGCUUCUUCACAGGGCACAUAACUGAGUAGAUGUUUCCUACUGGACCUGAGGCCAGCUCUAAAGUGAACUUACGCGAUGAGUCCAAGGGUUUGGCUUACGACUUCCUAGCAAUCAAUCAACUCUUGUUCCCAAAAGUUUUCAAUUUCUUGAGGUUUUCUGAGAAGAAGAAUCUGUAGCUCCCAAGUCGGAAAGUGACUGUACAUCCCUGUAAUACAGGGACGAAUCUUCAGCCCCAUUCCAGGAAUGGGCAAGCCCCAGACCCAGCUCCAAGAACUGUUCCUCUGGACCCUGCCGGGACAUCCUCUCAGUGGCCUGCCCUCCCCGCCAACCUCACCAGCAUCCUCCCCAACCACUGCUCCAGCCUUGUUGCUAAGGGACACCUUCCCAUUUACUCAGGCUCUGUGGGAUGGCUUUGUUGCCAUGGUAAUGCAUCAAUCUGGAGAGGGAGAGGGAGAGAGAGGACCCACAACGGCCCCCUGCUGACCAUGAACAAGAUGAAGAACUUUAAGCGAAGGCUUUCCCUGUCCGUGCCCCGCCCAGAGACCAUUGAGGAGUCCUUGGCUGAGUUCACCGAACAGUUAAACCAGAUCCACACCCAGAGGAAUGAGGAUGGCGGGGAUGAGCCCAGGCAGCUGUCCCCUGGCAUGCAGUACCAACAACGGCAGAGUCAACGCCGCUUCUCCAUGGAGGACCUCAACAAGAGGCUCUCUCUGCCCAUGGAUAUCCGCCUGCCCCAGGAAUUCCUGCAGAAGCUACAACUGGAGAACCCGGGGCUGCCCAAGCCACUCACCCGAAUGUCCCGUCGCGCCUCCCUGUCAGAUAUCGGCUUUGGGAAACAGGAAACGUAUGUGAAACUGGACAAGCUGGGGGAGGGUACCUAUGCCACCGUCUUCAAGGGGCGCAGCAAGCUGACAGAGAACCUAGUGGCCCUGAAGGAGAUCCGACUGGAGCAUGAGGAGGGAGCACCCUGUACUGCCAUUCGAGAGGUGUCUCUGCUGAAGGACCUGAAACACGCCAAUAUUGUGACCCUGCAUGACCUCAUUCACACAGAUCGGUCCCUCACCCUGGUGUUUGAGUACCUGGACAGCGACCUGAAACAGUAUCUAGACCACUGUGGAAACCUCAUGAGCAUGCACAAUGUCAAGAUUUUCAUGUUCCAGCUGCUCCGGGGCCUGGCCUACUGUCACCGCCGCAAGAUCCUGCACCGGGACCUGAAGCCCCAGAACCUACUCAUCAACGAGAGGGGCGAGCUAAAGCUGGCUGACUUUGGCCUGGCCCGUGCCAAAUCAGUGCCUACGAAGACGUAUUCCAAUGAGGUGGUGACUCUCUGGUACAGGCCCCCAGACGUGCUGCUGGGAUCCACAGAGUACUCCACCCCCAUUGACAUGUGGGGCGUGGGCUGCAUCCUCUAUGAGAUGGCCACCGGGAAGCCCCUCUUCCCAGGCUCUACUGUCAAGGAGGAAUUGUACCUCAUCUUCCGUCUCCUAGGGACUCCUACAGAAGAGACAUGGCCGGGUGUAACAUCCCUCUCUGAGUUUCAAGCCUACAACUUCCCCCGGUACCUGCCACAGCCGCUGCUCAACCAUGCUCCCAGGUUGGAUACUGAAGGCAUCAACCUCUUGACCAGCCUCCUCCUGUACGAAUCCAAGAGUCGUAUGUCAGCAGAGGCAGCCCUAAGUCACCCCUACUUCCAGUCUCUGGGAGAACGCGUACACCAGCUUGAUGACACUGCCUCUAUCUUCUCCCUGAAAGAGAUCCAGCUCCAAAAAGACCCAGGCUAUCGUGGCCUGGCCUUCCAGCACCCAGGGCGAGGGAAGAACAGGCGACAGAGCAUCUUCUGAGCUAUGUCCACCGUGCUGUGACGCGAGGGACGGGAGGCCACAGGGAACGUGAAUUCAGAAGUAUGGGGCCUGUGUGGCCAUCAGAGGGCUGAGCAAUGAACGCCUGUGGCCAAUCUGGAGGACCAUUUGGCAGCCCUGGUGGUAGCAGUUGCUUCCUUUCCUUGCUUGCCACACACCUCUGUGAUGGUUCCUCCCUGGACACCAACCCCUUGGUCACCCACUGUGGGAUGGGGCGUAAGCUGCUUCCCUGAGAGGAAAUGAGGGGCGAGGAGGGACCUGGGACCCUUUCCUGGCUGCAGUGCGGGGGAGUUAGGGGACCCUGGGUUUGCCUGGCUCAUCAGCUUGACAGACCCCUUCCUUAGCCUUUGGACGCUCUCCCUUAACCUUCUUCCCCUCCAAGAGCAAGGACUGCUCCAGGAACAAGGCCCUGGGACCCUGGGAUUGGGCCAGUGUGUGUGCUAACCCCACCCCAAGGCAGACCUCCCUGGAGCAUCAAAAAAAAAAAGGAGCCCCUCCUGUCACCACCCCUCCGUGCUGUUGUCCCCUCCUUGCCAGAGCCCUGUGCCCUCUGGCUUGAACCAAGGCUAAGGAGCACAGCAUGCUGCCCGUGUCCAGCUGCACCUGGAGGUAAUCUGGGACUCCCAGCUGUACUCCUGCCACCUCAACCAUCCCCUGCCCAUCCCCCAGUCUGGAAAGGGUCGCCUUAAAACUGGCAGGUGGGAGAGUACACUGUUCCAGGAGCUCUGACCUAGCCCCUGUGUCCCUUCCCCCCUAAGCCACGCCCAUGGGUGUUAUCAGCCCUGAGGGAUGAUAAGUCAACCCUGUCUCAGGGUCCCGAGGCUGACACCCAGAUAUGCAGGUCACCCCGACACUGGUACCAAGGUAGCCUUGGCUCUUUGGGGCUGGUGCAGCCUCUCCUCCAUCCCCCACCUCCUUCCUAGCCCUGUCUACCUGACCCUGGCACCAACCUCCAGAGAGGGUGGUCCUGAGAGCAAAGGUGCUGGCACCGCAGUGUAAGCUGGAGAGGGUACCCUUCCUCCAUACCCACCUAGUGUUCCAGGGUCUCCGCAACACUUGGCUGAACUUGAAGGGGAAAGGCCAAGGGGACGUCAAGCCCAUGUUUUCUCCACAGGCCCCAUGCCCACCCCAACCCCUCGGAGCCUGGGUUCUCCCUAACCCCCUUCCACUGACUGUGAAUGUCCUGUGACUCAGAGCAAAGACAGAGAAUAUAUUUAAUUCAU